AUGGUAGGAGCCCAUUCUGUCUUCCGAUCGCCAUUGUUGUUGCACCACCAGGCUAUGGCGUAUCAUCUCUGUGGGUUUUAGGGUUUUACUCCCCAAUUUCGCUAGACGCUCUGCGUAUGAACCUGGAAAAGGCCAAUUUCGAGCAUUGAGGGAUCACUUGGCGACGCAUUUUUUCGUAAGCAUGGCUCCUGGGGCUCAGUUCCGGCUUCUGAGGCCGCUGUUGAGGCCGCUGCCGCGGCGGAGCGCGCUAGAGAAGGUUUAUGGUUCCAGGGGGGUGAGCACCCUAGGGCCUUUUCAUUCGCAACAGAAUGCCGAUGCCGAUUCGACGGUGCCCGGCGGGACGGAGGAUUUUGCAAGCAAGAUUUUGUUGGAGAUGCGGGGGAGGAAGGGUGACGAGAAACAGUCAUCUUCUGAGGAGAAUGUACCGGACAGUGGCAGCAGCUACCUUUCCCAGCUCACCAUGCGCGGAUUGAAGGCUCGGACGGACGAGGGUGCCUCUGCCGAAUCGCCUUUGCAAAAGCUAAGUCAAUUCAGCAGACUUGGAGAUAUGAAUCAAGGACCUGGUUACAUGUUUCUGCCUCCGAAGGAACACCUUCUUGACAACUACUAUUCUGAUGAACACUUAUCAUCAAUAGAGCGCCACAAGAUACAGCUGCAAAAAGUGAGGGAGGAGUACCGAAUUCACGAGGGAGACUGUGGUUCUUCACAAGUGCAAAUUGCCCUUCUCACAGCGAAGAUCAAGUAUAUGGCUGAACACAUGAAGACUCACAAAAAAGACUUGCAUUCUCGGAAGGGCCUCGAAGGGAUGAUUGAGCAGCGGAAAAAGCUGUUGAAAUACUUGCGACGGACGGAUUGGGAUAGUUAUUGUGUCCUGAUCACAAGAUUAGGACUUCGGGAUAGGCCAAAUGAAGUAAGGUAGAGGAGAAAGCGAUCUAGAAGUCGGCUAUUUCUAUGAGUUUUUAGAGCUAUGCCGAAACUCGUUUCUUUGCUACUAAUUUGCACUCGUUCGAAAGAAAUUUUUGUUGUGGUUGAUGGUGGUAAAUCUCGAUUAUCUUACUGAAUACAGCAUCAAUUCAUUAAAUGAACACACGCGAUCUAUA
This is a messenger RNA of Physcomitrium patens, 1100 nucleotides long. RefSeq lists its product as uncharacterized. Gene Ontology annotation, cellular component: ribosome. Gene Ontology annotation, molecular function: structural constituent of ribosome. The record is from RefSeq and is a predicted model, not a curated record. Gene Ontology annotation, biological process: translation. NCBI's taxonomy places the organism in Eukaryota, Viridiplantae, Streptophyta, Bryopsida, Funariales, Funariaceae.